AUGUAUUCUCAGAGGAAGCUGCCCAUCCUGGUGUCUUCGGUGGUGAGCCUGUACUUCCUGGAGCUGACAGACAUGUUCAAGCCGGUCCGGUCGGGCUUCAGCUGCAACGACCGCAGCCUGAGUCUGCCGUACAUCGAGCCCACGCACGAGGCAGUGCCCUUCCUCAUGCUGCUCAGUCUGGCCUUCGCCGCUCCCGCCAUCACGAUAAUGAUCGGAGAGGGGAUUCUGUUCUGCUGCCUGUCCAGGAGGCACAACGGGGCCGGAGCCGAGGCAGACAUCAACGCCGCCGGCUGCAACUUCAACUCCUACAUACGCCGGGCUGUGAGGUUUGUGGGUGUCCAUGUUUUUGGCCUCUGUGCCACCGCCCUCAUCACUGACAUCAUCCAGCUGGCCACGGGCUACCACGCCCCGUACUUCCUAACCGUCUGCAAGCCCAACUACACCAGCCUCAACACCUCCUGUGACGAGAACGCCUACAUCAUGGACGACAUCUGCUCCGGAGCCGACCCUGCCAUCAUCAACGCUGGCAGAAAAUCGUUCCCUUCCCAGCAUGCCACUUUGGCAUCCUUCGCCGCCGUCUACAUCUCGAUGUACUUUAACAGCACGCUGACGGACUCAUCGAAGCUGCUCAAGCCUCUGCUCGUCUUCUCCUUCAUCAUCUGCGCCAUCAUCUGCGGCCUGACCCGGAUCAUCCAGUACAAGAACCACGCCGUCGACGUCUACCUGGGCUUCAUCCUCGGAGGAGGCAUCGCCGUCUACCUGGGUCUGUAUGCUGUGGGGAACUUCCAGCCCAGUGAGGAGGAGUCCAGUGCCCAGCCACCGCUCCGAGGGCCCCCCAGGACCCUGCCCGCCUACGGGGGCCACGAGGCCGGCCCCGGGGCCCGGCACCUUCCGGCCAAAGGCGUGGUGGGCGUGGGCGGCAGCAGCAGCAGCGACGGCGGCCUGUCGACGUCGCACUCGGAGGGCGCGCUCCACCGCAACCACCACGGCCCGCCGCUGCACGGGCCCGGCUCCAUGGGCAGCCUGAAGCGCUCCAGCGCCGACGUGGAGGUCAUCUCGCCCAUGGCGGCCGCACUGGCCAAGGACAGCUCGCUGGUCACCUUCAGCAACACGCUGCCCCGCGCCCACGUGACGGCCAGCGGCGGCGGCGGCGGCGGGGGCGACGAGCAGCAGCAGGUGUCGCGCCGCACGGCCACCUACCACGCCUCCAUGGACUCCAGCCGCUCCAAGCAGCUGCUGUCGCAGUGGAAGAGCAAGAACGAGAACCGCAAGCUGUCGCUGCAGGCCAUGGAGCCAGGCGGCGGCGGCGGCGGCGGCGGGAGCGUGUGCGGACCGUCGCCCUCGCGCAGCAUGGACGGCCGCUGCAGCUCCGAGCCCUCGUCGGGGGGCCUCAACGGCGAGCUGCUCCACCUCCAGCAGCAGUACCUCCAGCAGCAGCAGCUCCAGCAGCAUCUACAACAACAGCAGCAGCAGCAACAGCAACAGAUGAUGCAGCAGCAGCAGCAGCAGCAGCAGCUGCAGCACUACCACCCGAGCCAGCUGCACCAGGGCCCCGCCGCGCAGUACCUCAAGCUGGCCACGGUGGGCAACAGCAACACGCUGCCCACCAACCCCAGCGGCAUCACCGGCGGCGCCCGCGUCUCCAUGCAGUCGCGCCCGGGCUCCUCGCAGCUGGUGCACAUCCCCGAGGAGACGCAGGAGGGCGGCUGCGGAUCGCCCACCUCCAGCGCCGCCGCCCGCGCCAAGUGGCAGAAGGCGGCCGAGAUGGGCGUCGCCGUGACGACCACGUCGUCGUCGGCCUCCAUGCCGUGCGUGGCAGCGGGCGGCGGCGGCGGCGGAGGUGGACAGGGCAGCAUCAGGACUAACGGGCAGCCGCGCAUCAUGCAGGUGAUCGCCAUGUCCAAGCAGCAGGGGCUGCUGCACUCCAACUCGCAGAGCUCGGAGGGCAGCGGGAACUCCUUCCGCUACAAGACGCUGCAGGAGCAGCAGGAGAUGUCCAGCGGCGGCGGGGGGCCCGGCUCGCUGACCGGCGUGCCCACGGCCGGCAGCACCGCGGGGAGCGUCCAGGGCUCCAUCAUCCGGGUGGACGCGCACCCCGUCCGGGUGGACGCGCACCCCGAGGACACGCGGGUGACGGUGCAGGCGCCCUGUCCUGACGGCGGUCCCGGGAGUGGCUCGUGGACGUGGAAGUCCCAGGGCAGCCUGCGGCAGUCCUUCGAGCUCAACGACCUCAACCGGGACUCGGGCAGCUCCGAGUCGCUGCGGGACAGCUACGGCUCGGCCGACCGCGUCAAGAGGGCGAGCGGCCACGCGCCCAUCCCCGCCGCCAUGCCCACCGUGCCGACCGUCUCCGCGGGCUCCACGGUGACCACCAUCAGCACCGGCUCCGUCACCGACCACCACCACCCGCAGCAGCCCCCCUACCCCCACCCACACCUCCAUCAGGGCAUCUCCACCAUCCGGGUCACCCCGCUGGAGGGGAGCGGGGACGGGGCCCUGAGCGGCUCGGAGAGCCUAUCGGUGGCCUCCAGCCGGGAGUCCACGCUCCGCCGGAAAGGCAACCUCAUCCUCAUCCCCGAGCGGAGCAACAGUCCCGACAACGCCCGGAACAUUUUCUACAAGGGAACGUCCUCCACGCCUGUUCCCAGGGAGUAGGACUUUGCUCCCAAAAAAAAGGAUUUGCGUGGCCUUUUCGUCAUUGUUGUUUAUUUUCGGUUCGGUUUUGUUGUUUUGAAAAAGCAGGAUUUGCUGCCGGGAUCGAUAGAGAACCUCUAAAAAAAAACACACAGAUGAAGGAUGAGGAAUCAGCUCUUUGCAUCCAUGUGAAGCCUCAAGCUGGUGAUGGGAAUCAGCUCCACCAUGGUUAAGGUUUUCAUUUUCUUUGUUUACUGUAUUCACAUUUAGAUAUAGUGAGGCCAUUUUUUAUUGUGCAUGGGAUGUAUUUUUUGGUCAUUUAGAAUAAAUAUAUAUAAAUACAGUAUAAUAAAUAUAGUCGCACAAAAAGCACAAACUUAAAUGUUGUGAAGUUUACUCUAAACUGAGAGAAUGGCGUAGGAAAACGUGUCAAAGGCUGCAGUUGCCCUAGUCUCUCCUUAGAUUGUCGGUGCAUACGACCACUGUGAGAAGGAAGGCUUGUCUUUGUGCCAAGGUUAGAAAAGUCAAUGGUGGUGAAAGUAUUCAAAUGUUUAUUUUAUUCUCCCCCCUCCUCUCCCCAAGAGUAAGUCCCCAUGCAUCAAUGGUAUUCUCUACGGACUCCAAGUGUAACAUUUAUUUGUUUGAUAUUUCCUUUUUAUUAUGUAAAUAUUUCUAAAAUCGGUGCUACACCACCAUUAUUGGUUUAAAAAAAUGUGGAAGAAGAGAAAAAAAAUACUGAACCUGAAAAAGAUCAAACAUAAACUUUGUAUUUUUAGCUGUGCACUCUUCAGAAAAAAACUGUGUUUGUUGUGAGAAGCUUUUAUGACCAUAAGUGCUUAGAAUACCUAACUGUAGCCAAUAAUGGAAAUGUUUUAUAAUCCGCACAAUGUGUUAAUUUUAUACACUUUGCAAUAUAAUGACCAUUAUUUUUGAAAAUUAACAUACAGUAUGUAAUUACCCAAACUCUCUGUAGCUCUUACCUGUCAAAACAGCUUUAAUAUUUGAGUGGAUCAUUUGUAUUAUUUUGGUUUUACAGCUUAAGGACACUUGACAGGCCUGCUACUCUCUCUCCCUCUCUUUCUCUCUCUCUCACACACACACACACACACACUUUGUCUCGUUAUCUUUUUUCCUGAAUUUAUCUGGCCCCUCUCCUUUCUGUUUCUAUCACUGUUGCUUAUCGGAACAAAAAGCACUAAAUGUUUACUUUUGCUGUGAGCCAGACCUUCUAAAAUCUUAUGCGUGUGUGUGCGUUUGAGUCAGUUGUGUAUGUACGAGUAUUUGUGUGUGUGCUGUGCGCGUGUGUGUAUGUG
Messenger RNA from Sardina pilchardus (European sardine), 3947 nucleotides. RefSeq names its product phospholipid phosphatase-related protein type 4 (gene plppr4b). Gene Ontology annotation, biological process: signal transduction; phospholipid metabolic process; phospholipid dephosphorylation. The transcript is spliced from 7 exons. Gene Ontology annotation, molecular function: phosphatidate phosphatase activity. Lineage: Eukaryota; Metazoa; Chordata; Actinopteri; Clupeiformes; Clupeidae. Gene Ontology annotation, cellular component: plasma membrane. The coding region runs from base 1 to 2655 and encodes 884 amino acids. The record is from RefSeq and is a predicted model, not a curated record.